Molecule: messenger RNA, 578 nt
Organism: Gilbertella persicaria
Lineage: Eukaryota; Fungi; Mucoromycota; Mucoromycetes; Mucorales; Choanephoraceae
Product: tropomyosin
Exons: 3
Coding region: 65-550 (161 amino acids)
Source: RefSeq, a predicted model, not a curated record
AUUUAAUCACUUGUUCUUUUUUUCUCUUUUUUCUUCUUUUUUUUGUUUUCUUUUUCUUUGAACAAUGGAUAAAAUCCGUGAGAAAAUUAAUGCAGUGCGUGCUGAAGCUGAUGCAGCCAAUGCCAAAGUAGAAGAAUUAGAACAGAAAUUGAAAGAAUUGACUCAUGAACAUACACAACAAGAACGCGAGAUUGUAUCUUUGAAUAACAAGAACAGACAACUUGAAGAAGAUUUGGAAACAGCUCAUGAUACAAUCAAGGAAUUAAAGGGUAACGAAGCAGAAGAUAAUGAUGUCAAGAAAGAGCAUGAGGCUGCUAUGCGUAAAAUUACCAUGCUUGAACAAGAACUAGAAGACUCUGACAAGUCUUUAAAAGAAACCACUCAAAAUUUCCGUGAAGCGGAUGUCAAAGUCGAACAACUUGAAAAGAAAGUUGAGCAAUUGACACUCAAGUUGACUGAACAAGAAACUAAAAAUGAAGAACUUGCACAACAAAACAAAGAAUUGAGUGGGCAAUUGGAAGAGUUUAGCAAGCAAUUGGAUGAAAUGUAAUAAAAUUUUCCGAGUGUAUUAAACAUCA